Syzygium oleosum is the source of this 699-nucleotide messenger RNA. Its product is annotated as disease resistance protein L6-like. The record is from RefSeq and is a predicted model, not a curated record. The transcript is spliced from 5 exons. Gene Ontology annotation, biological process: signal transduction. Lineage: Eukaryota; Viridiplantae; Streptophyta; Magnoliopsida; Myrtales; Myrtaceae. The coding region runs from base 1 to 699 and encodes 232 amino acids.
AUGGAGAGGAGGGACUCAUCAAGCGGCAUAAUGCCAUCAACGACUGAUAGAGGUGAUGUCGAGUCGUCGCUGGGAGCUGAAUACGAGGUAUUCUUGAAUUUCAGAGGGCCCGACACUUGCUUGAGUUUUGCAAACUGCCUCUAUCACUCCAUGGAUGUAGCUAGGAUUCGCGUGUUGAGAGACAAGGAAGAGAUCAACAAAGGCAAAGUGAUCCGAGACAAACUGGAGCAUGCGAUCAAGAGCUCCACAAUUUGCAUGCCCAUCUUCUCUAGAAACUACGCAUCCAAUCCUGACAAUGUCAAGCUCAAAACCGGGCUGUACCACGAUGCACUGCAAAAGCACGAGGAGAAGUUUGGCUACAAUGUACUGCAGGGAUGGAAGGAGGCUUUGAAGGAGGCCGCUCAAAUCAAAGGAAGGGAUCUUAAAGAUAGAGGCCAAGGCGAAGUCAUUAGAUUAAUCGGUUCUGAAGUUUUGAUCAAGUUGAAUGAGAGAGAGAAAAAUCUACCCAAUUAUGUAGUUGGAAUUCAUGAUCGUGUUGAAGAAGUCGUGCACCUGUUAGAUGAAGGUUCUCCUGAUGUUCGAUAUCUUCUUUCUUUCCAAUGUUCGAGAAGCUUCAGAGGAUGUCAAAGUCGUCCAAUUGCAAAAGCAAUUAUUGUCAGAAAUUCUCAACUUCAGACCAGUGGAGAUUUUUUACUGUGA